This is a messenger RNA of Carya illinoinensis, 696 nucleotides long. Its product is annotated as protein arginine N-methyltransferase 1.5-like. The transcript has 10 exons. The coding region runs from base 1 to 696 and encodes 231 amino acids. The record is from RefSeq and is a predicted model, not a curated record. NCBI's taxonomy places the organism in Eukaryota, Viridiplantae, Streptophyta, Magnoliopsida, Fagales, Juglandaceae. Gene Ontology annotation, cellular component: nucleus; cytosol. Gene Ontology annotation, biological process: regulation of DNA-templated transcription.
AUGGUGCCUGGACCCACAGCCAUGGAGCAGUCUGGGGAGAAUGGGAAAGAAGGCGAGGAAGUGAAAGACGAGCAUGGAGAUCCAGGAUUUUUCUCUAAGUUGCCUCCCCCUGAAAUUUUGGGAAAAUCUCUUUCUCAGUUUAUUUUUCUGCCUCUCAUGGAUAACCUUGAGGCUCAAAACUACGAGACAUUUGAGAAAGAUGCAGUGAAAUACAUUCAGUACCAAAGGGCAAUUUGUAAAGCUUUGCAAGAUAGAGUUCUUGAAGAAAAAGCAUCAACACUAACCAUUGUAUUGAUGGUUGUAGGAGCAGGGCGAGGACCUCUUGUCAGGGCAUCAUUGCAGGCUGCUGAAGAAACUGGCCGCAAGCUUAAAAUUUACGCUGUGGAGAAAAAUCCAAAUGCAAUUGUUACACUACAUAGCUUAGUCAAACUAGAGGGCUGGGAAGACACUGUUACCAUAAUUUCUAGCGAUAUGCGUCACUGGGAUGCUUCUGAGAAAGCUGACAUUUUGGUUAGUGAACUCCUAGGUUCUUUUGGUGACAAUGAGCUUUCUCCUGAGUGCCUAGAUGGAGCCCAGAGGUUUUUAAAGGACGAUGGGAUUUCAAUACCAUCUUCGUACACAAGUUUCAUUCAACCGGUGACGGCUUCAAAGCUAUACAAUGAUGUAUGCCGCUUGCCCUUAUCUUAUGCACUUUGA